Stegodyphus dumicola is the source of this 679-nucleotide messenger RNA. Its product is annotated as murinoglobulin-2-like. The record is from RefSeq and is a predicted model, not a curated record. NCBI's taxonomy places the organism in Eukaryota, Metazoa, Arthropoda, Arachnida, Araneae, Eresidae. Gene Ontology annotation, molecular function: endopeptidase inhibitor activity. Gene Ontology annotation, cellular component: extracellular region.
CUUUAGCAAACAGUUCUACGAUAUCCAACCAAUGACGUUAUGCUUGAAUUUUCUCCCUUCUUUUAACAUUUAUAAGAGAUUUAAAUUUCUCAUUCGCCAAUGAAAUUCAGUUCACAUUCUUGAACAUUUUGCACAAAACGGGCUAAAUAAUUAGAUAAAAAAUUGUUGAUUACAUAAUUUUUAGGGAUUUAAUUGAAUGUUUAUUACAAUGAGAGUGUGGGGUGCAUUCGUAAUUUGUUGUGCAUUAUGUACUGUGAAAUUUGGAUACGCUAAGAAGGGCUUCAUCUUCACUUCUCCGAAGGUUCUCGACUCAGGCAGCACGGAAUAUUUCACACUGUCCGUAUUCGAAGUACCGUCUGAUGAAGAAAUCACAAUACAUUUACUGGAAAAUGAUGACAGGGGUAUAUUGGCUGAAAGCAAGGUGCCUGUCAUACCUAAUCACGACAUGAGGGUGGAGAUGUUUGUGCCACCGAUACUAAGUGCUAAACGUGGAAAAUUACAUAUUUUUGGAACAUUUAGUGAUGGUUACAAAAUAAAUGAGAAAAAAAUUGUGAGCAUACGUCCCAAGUCAGACUUUACAUUGAUUCAGACAGAUAAACCGUUGUAUAAGCCUGGACAGAUAGUGCGAUUUCGGGUUCUACCUAUGGAUGGCGAGCUCAAGCCUUUGGGUAAAAAUGCG